CCACACUUUCCAUCAUGUUUUCCCCUUUCUUCUCUCUCCCUCUGUAACAACAACUGUGUGAAAACGAAAGGGUUUUACAAUCAAUAAUCAAACUUCAACAUGAAGGAGAUGAUGAAGCACAAGAUGAUGAACAGGUUUCACCGCCGCAAUUCUUCCUCAUCUUCCUCUCUUGAUUUUAAAUCAGGCGAAAAACUCGAUUUCAAGUUCUCCAGUCUUCAAGCUCUUCAGGUACCCGCAGGAUGGGAUAAGCUCACAUUGUCUCUCAUAUCCGUAGAAACAGAUAAAACCGUUACCAAAACAGGUAAAGCAUCUGUGUAUAACGGAAACUGUCGAUGGACAGAAAGCUUAUCAGAAUCCAUCUGGAUCUCUCAAGAUGACUCAUCAAAAGAGCUUCAACAAUGCCUGUAUAAACUUCUAAUUUCAAAGGGAUCAACUAGAUCGGGCAUCCUUGGAGAGGUUACCGUUAAUUUGUCUAAUUAUUUUAGUUCUGAAACGUCUCUUCCUGUUGCACUACCGCUAAAAAAGUGUGACCACGGAACCAUCUUACAGGUGGCUAUUCAGUGCUUAAAUCCUCGAGCAAAUUUGAGAUCCAGAGACUCUAAUUCCGUUGCAGAAGAUGUUAAUUCAGAAUAUAGUGAUUUAGAUAACAUGUCAGAUGCACCUCACGGUACAAACAAUAAUAACGUUGGAUCUUCAUCAACCGAUAGCGUUGUGGAUGCAUCUCCUGCAAGAGCACUUGGCAGCAGGGCGACAAGUUCAUCGACAGUGAGAUCAUAUCAUAGUUUCGAUUCAAUGGAUGAUUCUUUUGGGAGGGAAAGUUCUCUUAGUAACCUAAGUGAAGUUACAGUUGAUCUAAUCGGAAGACCAGAGUCAACCGGUUUGGUCAACGUUUACGAUUCUCCUAAAUCAAAUCGCUCCGGAAAGAAUCUUCUAAAUCAACGACAAGAUUCUGGAAAAGUUUCACACAUUCCUGCAUCACCAUUACGAACCUUUCAUUCAUCAUCCGAAUUUGUUCUAGAAGCUGACGCGUCUACACCCGAAGAACUCCGCGCAGAAGCACGAUCAUGGGAAAGAAACGCUAGAAAAUUAAAAGUCGAUCUUGAUUUAUCAAGAAAUGAAACUAUCAAUCAAACAAAGCAUCUUGAAAAUGUGACGAUGGAGCUUUCGGCAUUACAAAAAGAAUGUAACGGGUUGAAAGACGAAAACAAACACCUGAAAAUUCUGUUAGGUGAAUCAGCGGUUAAAGAACGUGAUGCCGUUAAUCUAAAAAAUCAGGUUCAAGAUAAUAAGGAUAUCCAGGUAAAACUCGAAGAAGAAAUAAAAUUUCAGAAAAAUUUGAACGAUGAUUUGGCUUUACAGUUGAGCAAAACUCAAGAAUCGAAUCUCGAGCUUGUUUCGGUUCUUCAAGAACUAGAAGAAACGAUAGAAAAACAGAGAAUGGAGAUCGAGAGUCGUGAAUCGUCCGAACAACAACCGGCAGGUGACAGUUGGAACUCAGACGUCGAAUUACAGAAACAUCAGGAAUCGCAAAAACGAUUGGAAGAUAUGAUCUUGAAUCUCGAGAAGACUCUAGAAGAGAAAAGUCAAACUCUAGUGGAUAAUGAGUCAAAAUGGCGACAAGAAUUACACUUGAAAGACGAAGAAAUAAAUAGUUUAAAAGCAAAGUUAUCGGAAACUGUUGCCGUACCGGUUCUGAACGAAACCGAGUCACGGGAAACCGAGUCACGCACGAUAGAAACUCGGGAUCUCGAUGAAGAAGUCAAAGCGUUGAGGGAGAAGGUUCUAGAACUUGAGAGAGAUUGUAACGAGCUUACUGAUGAAAAUCUCGAUCUCCUUUAUAAGCUCAAAGAAUCAAAUAACGAUCUUUCAACCGAUGGCGGUUCUGUUACUUCUUCGGUUCGGUUGUCAGAUCUGAAACUAGUAAACGAUCGAUUGGAAGAAAGUUUGAAAGUUAUGCAGAAAGAAUUAGACGAUACAAAGGAUUCGCAUAUUUCGGGCACGAAGAUUCUCGAAAAGAAAAUACUGGAGUUAGAGACGCAUAAUCACGAAUUAGAGAUGCAGUUAGCGGAAUUGGAAGAAGAGAAUCUACAUUUAUCGGGGCGCAUAGCGGGACUAGAACCGCAAUUAAGAUAUUUAACCGAUGAUCGGGAAUCGAGUCGGUUAGAAGCGGAGCAUUCGGAAUCUCAAGUUUUGAAAUUACAAUCAGAAAUCGAAAAAUUGGAAAGUGAAUUAGAAAGUACGAAAGUUGAUAUGCGACAGAAAGUGCAGGACAUGCAGAAACGGUGGUUAGAAGCGCAAGAAGAAUGCGAGUAUUUACGAAAAGCGAAUCCGAAAUUAGAAUCGACUACCGAAAAUCUCAUGGAAGAAUGCAGUUUGCUUCAGAAAUCGAAUAGUGAAUUACGCCAGCAAAGAUUAGAGUUGAAUAAUCGGUGCACGAUUCUCGAAACGAAAUUAAAAGAAUCGCAAGAUAAUUUUAUGAAGUUGUCGAAGAGUUCGGAAGAUUUAGAAGAAAAGUUAUCGUCGAUGAUCGAUGGGAUUGAAUUGAAAGAGAAAACGUUCAAUUCAGAAAUUGAUGGUUUACGUCAGAAAUUUAAAGAACAUGCGGAGAAGUGUGUGACUGACGAGAACGUGUUGAAUAAGAUGUAUUCGGAUAAGGUUGUUGAGGUUGAAAACCUUAAACAAGAAGUAGAACACUUAAAUCGACAAAUGUCGGCGACUCAUGACGAACGGGAUAAAAUGGCUUCGGAAGCGGUACUCGAAAUGCAUGUUUUACGUGCGGAGAAGGAUAAAUUGGUAAAUUCGAUUGCGGAAGUUGAAGAAAAACUUAGAUUGUCUGAGAAGAAGGUUGAUACGAUCCAGGUUGAAUAUGAAAAAAAGAUUUUAGAUCUAACGGUUGAGAUCGAUUCUUCCAAACAGAACCAUGAAGAGCUAGUAACAAACCAUGAGAAAUUAAUGGAAUUGUUGGAGAAUACGAGGUCUAGCGAAGAAAAACUGAAAAACACCGUUGGUGAGCUUUCUGCUAACGUUAAAUCUUAUGAAUACAAAACCGUACAAGUUACCGAAGAGAAUUCAAGCCUUAAAGACCAGUUACAGAGACUUCCGGUAUUGCAAGAUGAAAUCGUGGCGCUUAAGAACUCGCUAAACGAUAUGAAAUUUGAAAAUGAAAGGUUGUCGGCUUCGUUGCAAAUGGUAUCCGACGAUUAUCAGCAGUUAAAAGAAGAAAACAUUUCGUUAGUUGAAAAAGUAUCUAGCAUGCAGAAGUCUAUGAUUGAAUUAGAGGAUCAUAAACGGAAUAAAAUUGUUUUGGAAGAAAAGAUUUUGAGGCUUCAAGGGGAUUUAACUGCUAGAGAAGCGUUAGGUGCACAGGAUGCUGAGUUGAAAAACGAAGUUGGGCGAUUAAAGCGGUCAAAUAGUCAACUACAGUGGAAAAUAAACCGUCUUCAAGAGGAAAAAGACGAAUACCUAAAGAAAACAGAGGCUCUUGAGGAGCAAAAGCAAGAUUUGAAACCGAAUGAACACGAGGCUAUAUCUAUAUCAACUGGAUCAGAUAGUACAGAGGAUGCGGAAGUUAAUAAGGUUGACUCGAAAGUCCAAUCAUUAGAAGUUGCACUUGCCGAGGCAUUGGAGGCUAACGAAAUGUAUAAACUACAGCUUAAGAGCUUCGUGUCUGAGGGACCUGCUCGCGAGUCAGACGUUAACGAAGAACAUAAGAAUGAGGUUUCAUCACUAGAGAGGGAGCUAAGCGAGCUUCAAGAACGGUAUCUCCAUAUGAGCCUUAAAUAUGCCGAAGUAGAAGCACAACGUGAAGAGCUUGUUUUAAAGCUAAAAGCGAUUGGUCCUGGACGGAGCUGGUUUUCAUAAAAUGCUCCUCAGAUAUUCAUGAAAACACAUUACUUAAAUAUGAGGAAGAAAACCAAGCUUAUGUUGUUAAAGUAUGGCAGUGAUGCAAUAUAUGAAAUUGGUAGUGUGUAUAAAAAAACCGGAGAGGUAGAUAAUUGUGAUUUUUUCUAAAAUUUAUCCUGUUGAGAAGUUUUCUAUCAUUUGUAACGCAUUGUUUGUGUUUGCAUUCAUCUUUUACCCUGUGCUCGAAUUUAUGGCAAGGAAUAUUGGAUUUUAAUAAUACCAA
Messenger RNA from Helianthus annuus (common sunflower), 4126 nucleotides. Its product is annotated as CAP-Gly domain-containing linker protein 1. The coding region runs from base 100 to 3861 and encodes 1253 amino acids. The transcript is spliced from 8 exons. The record is from RefSeq and is a predicted model, not a curated record. NCBI's taxonomy places the organism in Eukaryota, Viridiplantae, Streptophyta, Magnoliopsida, Asterales, Asteraceae.